GUAGGUGAAUAAUGUGAGAUACUUGAAAAUGCUUUAAGGACAAAACAGCCUACAUCCCAUCCGUCUUUAGGGUUUCAUUUAUUUUGUUGGCAGCUCAUUCCUUAAAACAGAAGCCUCAGAUUGCUGAUAAUAAGAGGAAAUAUGAAGGUUGCAUUUCAAGCUUAUUAUAGAAAUAAGUUAUUGUUUUUUUUUUUAAUCAACUAAGAUUGGUUAGAAAAUGUUUUCAAUUCUAAAUGACUGAUUUUAUUUGAAAACUGGGCUCAUUAAUAUAUUUGAACAUAUAUAUAUUUGAUAAGUACAAUAUAAGACAAGCAAAAGUUUAAGUUGUAGGCCAUAUUGCAUUAUACUUUUAGAAUUUGCAGAGGGCAGAUUCAACAUGGCCUGCGGGCCGCAUUUGGGCCCGGGGCGUAGUUUGGACACCCCUGCUAUAAAGGGUACAAUCUGUAAUUACUCCAAACAACUCUCAAAGAGAGUGCAUACAAUAACAUACAAUUGUAUUAACACUCUCUUACACAAAGUAUUCAAACUGCUGCUUUGGGUUUCACUUCUACUUCUACUAUUUGUUUCCCAUAAUUUUAGCAUGGGUUUUAGGUGUCAUGCCGUAAGCCUGCAUUUCCCAGAAUUCUUAUCUCCUGCACACCUCGACCAAUAAGCAGUCAGUUGUUUAUUGGGCGCAAAAUAUGUCUGUGUCUUGUCUACACGAUUCCUGCAGAGACUAAGCAGUUUAAUGAACGAAUUACAACCCACCUGGAAGACAAACUCAGCACGAGCCAGCGGCCACUUGUCUCACCCCGUGUCGCGAGCUAUGAUGAAGAAACUAGCUUCUGCUAACUUGGCGAACUGAGCUCCGACUGCUGUGCUAGCUAACGCUUGCUAGCUCAGACUGUCAACAACAAUGUCUAGUCUUCCACAAAAUAACUUGGAGGAGCAGCUGGCGAGGCACAGCACUGCUGCUCAGAGCAAGCUGUCUCUGGCUAAACCCAAACCCGGGGCCUUCUCCUUCAAAAAGAAGUCUUCAUCAGGUACAACAAAGGUGGAAGUGCCAACUAAGGUAAUCAGCUGUAAUAUUUUGACAAACAGGAAUUUCAAUGUACCUGAGAACAUUUUGGUGACUAAGUCUCCUCUGACAUUUUCAAAAAAGCUUGAAGGCCCUCAAAAAUCCAAAAUCAACAACUUCUUCCCUGUAAGUUCAAACGGCAAGUCGGACUCCCUUAGCCCAGCAGGCAACUGUGCUCCUGUAGGCCAGCCUUCUCCAGCAGGGUCUGUUUUUAAGGUGACGACAGCUCCCACUAAAUCUGACAAUCAGACAAGUUGCAAUGGAGGCAUUUCCACAAGUCUGGAUGCUUCUCUUGGAUUCUCGAUGGAUGACUGGGAUGAUUUUGAUGACUUUGAGACUCCAGUCAAAGCAAAAAAUGUCUUCAGUUCAGAAAUGUCCCGAAAGAGUGCCCAUCCAGCGUCACCCCUAAGCGAGGAAAAAAGUUUAGCAAACAACAAUGUUCUUUCCAAAAGUGGACAAACUCAUAUGGAAACGGAUAAUAUGGAGAAAGCUGCAGCUUCACCAAGACCUGGAUCCCCAGAGAUUGAAUUUGAGGCUUCUCCAGUUAGAGCGACCAGAAGACGUCCUCGUGCUCAUCGGAAGUCUGUGGUUAGUCACAGUGAGGAGGACAAUGUUGAAGUGCUUGAGCCUUUUAAAGGAAUGGCAGGCAAUAAAAACAAAUGGAUUGACCCAAAGGUGAUAAAGCUUGAUGACUCAGAGCCUGAAGAGGAUCUUGAUUAUAUUCCCCCGUCUCCGAUCCCUGAUGACAUCUCUUACCAUUCUACCUCUGCACUGGAGACCAGAUCUAAAUCGGCUAAUUCUGUAAGCAAAGACAGUCCUUUGCAAUUGAAGGGACCCCUCACAACACUACAUCAACCCUCUGACACCUACUCAAAAGACAAUACGAAUGAGCAGCUCUUCAGUAUCAUGCAGUCCAUUUGUUCUCUGGUGGACACCAUCCCUGAACAUGAACUAAUAGCUCUGUCCUGUGGAUGUGAGCUUCUGCUGAAGAGGGCUCAGAGGAAGAGGAUUAUUUUAACCGAUGGCGGUUCAUUGAGGACGCAGCAGCCUGACAGCACUGUGAUUUCGGAACCCAGCUUUAAAGAUAAAUUGUCUUUGAGCUGUGAAACGUCUAGCAUCAUGUCAUCCAGCAGCUCAGUGCCCGCGGACCCUAAGAUGCUCCCUCAGUUAAGGAGAUCUUCAAUUAUCUCUGUGGACUAUGACUCUGAUCACUCUGACAGUGUUAUCAACCAGAAGGCCUUGCACAAAAACAGCGGGACAAUAAAUGGGAAAAAUCGGACUUUGUGUGAUUCUCCAUCGGCCUACAGCCUCGCAAGCCCAGCGUUUAAUUUUUCUAACAAAACAAGCACAGACAUGGAUGGUUCGGAUCUCUUCUUCUCUCCCAAAAGGCCAGAGCCAGUUCAGAACAAAUCUAAGGCACCAGCAGCCAGUUCAUUGGCAGAAGACAUGGAGGACGACGACUUUUACAAUGACUACUUUGACAUAGACGAUUUUAACGACUCAGAUAUCCCUGAAUACUUUGACGAACCUCCAAACUCCAGCUCAUUGACAACAAUGGUGAAGGAGGGGGGACCAAGCAAGUCUUCAUGGGACAAAAAACCAACAACACCUGCUCCCACGCCGAAGCCUGCAAAGGUCUGCUCUCCUGAACCCACCUACAGAAACCCAGCCCAUGAUCGCUUCAGAGGGUUCAACUUCCCCCACUCACAGGAGAUGAUGAAGAUAUUCCACAAGCGCUUUGGUCUUCAUCAGUUCAGGUUUAACCAGCUGGAAGCGAUCAAUGCAACCAUUCUGUCUGAAGACACGUUUGUUUUGAUGCCCACAGGUGGGGGUAAAAGCCUGUGCUACCAGCUGCCUGCCUGCGUGUUACCGGGGGUCACUGUGGUCAUCUCCCCUCUCAAGUCACUCAUUGUAGACCAAGUCCAGAAACUCACUACUCUGGAUAUCCCAGCAACGAGCCUGAGUGGUACAAUAACUGACAGUGAAGCGGGAAAGACUUAUAUGCAGCUCUCACGGAAAGACCCCAUCAUUAAACUUCUCUACGUCACCCCUGAAAAGCUGUGUGCCAGUAACAAGCUGAUCUCCGCCCUGUACAACCUGUACGAGCGAGGCCUUCUGGCCCGCUUUGUCAUAGACGAGGCCCACUGCGUCAGUCAGUGGGGUCACGAUUUUCGCCCGGACUACAAGAGGUUGCAUGAGCUGCGUCAGAAGUACCCCAAAGUCCCGAUGAUGGCGCUGACGGCCACUGCCACCCCCCGAGUUCAGAAAGACAUCCUCAACCAGCUGAACAUGACUCUGCCGCAGGUGUUCACCAUGAGUUUCAACAGAACAAACCUGAAGUACACUGUCCUUCCCAAGAAACCCAAAAAGGUUGGAGAGGAAUGCACCUUGUGGAUAAAGAAGAACUACCCACGAGACUCUGGCAUUGUGUACUGCCUGUCCCGUAAGGACUGCGAUGACAUGGCUGAGAGUCUGCAGAGAUCAAAGAUAUUAGCUCUGGCCUAUCACGCAGGCCUGGGAGACAGCGACAGAGAGUAUGUGCAGUCAAAGUGGAUCAACCAGGACGGCUGCCAGGUCAUCUGUGCCACCAUCGCUUUCGGCAUGGGCAUUGACAAGCCUGACGUGCGCUAUGUGAUCCACGCCAGUCUGCCCAAAUCAGUGGAGGGGUACUACCAGGAGUCUGGGAGAGCGGGCAGAGACGGAGAGAUCUCUCACUGUAUUCUCUUCUACUCCUACGCCGACGUGCACCGCAUCAAGAGGAUUCUCACUAUGGACAAAGAAGGUGACAGACAAGCCAAGGCGACUCAUAUGAACAACCUGCACAGCAUGGUGCACUUCUGUGAGAACAUGAUGGAGUGCAGGAGGAUUCAGCUGCUGGCUUACUUCGGGGAGAUGAAGUUCAACAGAGGCUUCUGUAAGGAGCACCCAGACGUCAGCUGUGACAACUGCUCCAAACCCAACCAAUACAAAGUGAGGAAUGUCUCUGAUGAUGUGAAGAAGAUAGUGAGGUUUGUCCAGGAGAAAUGCGAGAAGGUCGGACAGAGGUACAGCCGGACUGCUCAGCAAACGAGACUGACUCUGAACAUGUUGGUGGACAUCUUUUUAGGGUCUAAAUCUGCCAAGGUGCAGACGGGAAUGUUCGGGAUGGGAACAGCCUACUCUAGGCACAAUGCUGACCGACUCUUCAAAAAACUGGUUCUGGACAACAUCCUGAUGGAGGAUCUGUACAUCACUAAUGGCGGCCAGGCUGUGGCGUAUAUCUCUGCCGGAGACAAAGCCAUGAGCGUGCUGUCAGGACACAUGCAGGUGGAGUUCUAUGAGACGGAGAGUGCAUCGACCGUCAGGAAGCACAAAGCUGCUGUGUCUCAGGACGUCUCCCAGAGAGAGCAGAAGGUGCAGGAGUGUCUGAAGGAGCUGCUGGAUCUGUGCAAGCAGCUGGGGAAGGCGUUUGGCAUUCACUAUUACAACAUCUUCUCCACCGCCACAUUGAAAAAGAUAUCUGAGAGGCUUUCUUCGGACCCUGAAGUCCUCCUGCAAAUUGAUGGCGUGACGGAAGACAAACUGGAGAAGUAUGGAGCCGAAGUCAUUCAGGUCCUACAGAAAUACUCUGAGUGGCAGCAGGCGGAGGAACCGGCUGACACCGCUGCAGACGGCUGGAUAGACACGGCACAAGGCCGCGCAUACGGAGACUACGGCGAGGAGGAGGACACAGAGUCUUCCACCUACUUCCGCAGUCAGUCAGCCCAGGGGCAGAAGAGAAAGAAAGCACCAUUCUUCAAGUAUUCCAAGAAGAAAAAAGGCUAUGGCAAUGCGGGUGGCAGCUCUAAAGGUCGUGGCAACAGCAGCAAUAAGCCGUGGUCAUCGUCCGGCUCCAGAGGUGGGUAUAAAGCUGCAGCAGGCCGGGGUUCCAGGAGUUGGGCAGGAGAUGCAUCAGCAGGCAGGACUCCAGGAUUCCUGACCGUCCCAACCCCUCAAACCUACCAGAGACCCUUCCUGAAACCAGCCUUUUCACACAUGGUCUAGGACUGGCCUCUGGAUCUGACACUUUGUUACUGUUUAUCGAUAAUGGUAGGAUUGUAUAUUUAUGUUCUGUACAGUUGUUCUCUUAAUGUCUGCACAGAUUUUCGAUUGCCUGUUGUAAUUCUGACUUUUAACUGUCAAGUUUGAUGUAAAUCCUUCUUUGUAUUAAAGACCAAUUUAACAGUU
Messenger RNA from Eleginops maclovinus (Patagonian blennie), 5263 nucleotides. It is a transcript of the gene blm, whose product is annotated as BLM RecQ like helicase. Gene Ontology annotation, cellular component: nucleus; chromosome; cytoplasm. Lineage: Eukaryota; Metazoa; Chordata; Actinopteri; Perciformes; Eleginopidae. The record is from RefSeq and is a predicted model, not a curated record. Gene Ontology annotation, molecular function: hydrolase activity, acting on acid anhydrides, in phosphorus-containing anhydrides; DNA binding; ATP binding. Gene Ontology annotation, biological process: DNA replication; telomere maintenance; double-strand break repair via homologous recombination.